Megalops cyprinoides (Indo-Pacific tarpon) is the source of this 6419-nucleotide messenger RNA. Its product is annotated as unconventional myosin-Va-like. The record is from RefSeq and is a predicted model, not a curated record. Bases 174 to 5786 code for a protein of 1870 amino acids. Gene Ontology annotation, cellular component: cytoplasm; myosin complex; actin cytoskeleton. NCBI's taxonomy places the organism in Eukaryota, Metazoa, Chordata, Actinopteri, Elopiformes, Megalopidae. Gene Ontology annotation, biological process: vesicle transport along actin filament; actin filament organization. The transcript has 42 exons. Gene Ontology annotation, molecular function: microfilament motor activity; actin filament binding; ATP binding.
AUAGCAGGAUUUUCGAGUAUCAUGGCGAUAGCUACCUCUUGUUGAAGCAUCACGGUCUUCUAGAGAGAUAUUUUAAUAAAACAAAAACAAAAACGAAAAGGAACCUCAUGCGCAGAGAAACGCAUUUCUGAUGCUGUUCUAACCAAGGCUUGGGGAAGGAUAGAUCGACCGUUAUGGCAGCGUCUGAACUGUACACAAAGUAUGCCCGGGUCUGGAUCCCGGACGCUGACGAGGUGUGGAAGUCAGCGGAACUCGCCAAGGACUACAAACAAGGAGACGCCUCACUACAGUUGCGGCUGGAGGAUGGCAAGGACAUCGAGCACAAAUUGGACCCCAAAACCAAGAACCUGCCUCACCUGCGGAACCCUGACAUCCUGGUGGGAGAGAAUGACCUCACAGCGCUCAGCUACCUGCACGAGCCCGCCGUGCUUCACAACCUCAAAGUGCGCUUCAUCGACUCCAAGCUCAUCUACACCUACUGCGGCAUUGUCUUGGUGGCCAUCAACCCCUAUGAGAAUCUGCCUAUCUAUGGGACCGACAUCAUCAAUGCCUACAGUGGCCAGAACAUGGGGGACAUGGACCCCCACAUAUUUGCAGUGGCCGAGGAAGCGUACAAGCAAAUGGCCAGGGACGAGAGGAACCAGUCCAUCAUAGUGAGCGGGGAGUCGGGCGCCGGGAAAACGGUCUCCGCCAAGUACACCAUGCGCUACUUCGCCACGGUCAGCGGAUCCGCCGGCGAGGCCAACGUGGAGGAGAGGGUGCUGGCCUCCAACCCCAUCAUGGAGGCUAUCGGCAAUGCCAAGACCACCAGGAAUGACAACAGCAGUCGCUUUGGGAAGUACAUUGAGAUCGGAUUUGACAAGAAAUAUCACAUUGUUGGUGCCAACAUGAGAACUUACCUGCUGGAGAAGUCCAGAGUGGUGUUUCAGGCAGAUGAGGAGAGGAACUACCAUAUCUUCUAUCAGCUGUGUGCCUCCUCUCAUUUACCUGAAUUUAAAGCACUGCACUUAGGUAAAGCAGAAGGCUUCCGCUGCACAAACCAGGGUCUAAACACCGUCAUCGAUGGUGUGGAUGAUGCCAAGGAGAUGUCCACCACACGAAAUGCUUUCACAUUAUUGGGAAUUAAUGAAUCCUAUCAGAUGGGGGUUUUCAAAGUUCUUGCCUCCAUCCUUCAUUUGGGCAACGUGGAGCUGAAGGACCGAGACUCAGACAGCAGCAAAAUAGAACCCAAUAACAGGCACCUGACCGUCUUCUGUGACCUCAUGGGGGUGACGUACCAGGACAUGUCCCACUGGCUGUGCCACAGGAAGCUGAAGACGGCCACGGAGACGUACGUCAAGCCCAUCCCGAAGCUGCAGGCCGUCAACGCGCGCGACGCCCUGGCCAAGCACAUCUACGCCAAGCUCUUCGACUGGAUCGUGCAGCACGUCAACAAGGCCCUGCACUCCACGGUCAAGCAGAACUCCUUCAUCGGAGUGCUUGACAUUUACGGGUUUGAAACCUUUGAUAUCAACAGCUUUGAGCAGUUUUGUAUAAAUUACGCCAAUGAGAAACUCCAGCAACAGUUUAACAUGCACGUGUUCAAACUGGAGCAGGAGGAAUACAUGAAGGAACAGAUCCCCUGGACCCUCAUUGACUUCUAUGACAAUCAACCCUGCAUUAACCUCAUUGAAGCGAAAAUGGGGGUGCUGGCUCUCUUGGAUGAAGAGUGCAAGAUGCCCAAGGGAUCAGACGACACCUGGGCCCAGAAGCUCUACAACACACACUUGAAGACGUGCGCGCUCUUUGAAAAGCCGCGCAUGUCAAAUAAAGCCUUCAUCAUCCAGCACUUUGCAGAUAAGGUUGAAUAUCAGUGUGAAGGAUUCCUUGAGAAAAAUAAAGACACCGUCAAUGAGGAACAGAUCAAUGUGUUAAAAGCCAGCAAGUUUGAUCUUCUGGUGGAGCUGUUCCAGGACGAGGAGAAAGCCACCAGCCCCACAGGUGCGCCCACCGGUGGCCGCACCAGGCUGAGCGUCAAGCCAGACACCUCCCGCGCUGGCCAGGCCGCCAAGGAACACAAGAAGACUGUGGGACUGCAGUUCCGUAACUCCCUCCAGUUGUUGAUGGACACCCUGAACGCCACCACCCCCCACUACGUGCGCUGCAUCAAGCCAAAUGACCGCAAAUCGCCUUUCACGUUUGAUCCCAAGAGGGCUGUGCAGCAGCUCAGAGCCUGUGGUGUCCUGGAGACCAUCCGCAUAUCAGCUGCUGGCUUCCCAUCAAGGUGGACCUACCAGGAGUUCUUCAGCCGGUACCGGGUCCUGAUGAAGCAGAAGGAUGUUCUGUCCGACAGGAAGCUGACCUGCAGGAAUGUCCUGGAGAAGCUGGUGCAGGACAAAGACAAAUACCAGUUUGGCAAGACGAAGAUCUUCUUCCGCGCGGGCCAGGUGGCCUACCUGGAGAAGCUGCGAGCAGACAAGCUGCGGGCGGCCUGCAUCCGCAUCCAGAAGACCAUCCGCUGCUGGCUGGUCCGCAAGAAGUACCUGCGCAUGCGCCGAUCCGCCAUCACCAUCCAGAGAUUCGUGCGCGGAUACCAAGCUCGAUGCCUCGCCAAGUUUCUGCGCGAGACGAACGCGGCCAUCGUCAUCCAGAAGUACCAGCGCAUGUACGUGGAGAGGACGCGUUACAAGCGCAUGCAGGCCGCCGCCCUCAGCAUCCAGCGUGAGCUGCGGGCCUACCAGGCCAGGCAGCUGUACCAGGGGCUCCUUCGCGAGCACAAGGCGGUCAUCAUCCAGAAGUGGGUGAGGGGCUGGCUGGCCCGGUGCUGGUACAAGAAGUCGCUGGCCGCCGUGGUGUACCUGCAGUGCUGCGUGCGGCGCAUGCGGGCCAAGCAUGAGCUGAAGAAGCUGAAGAUCGAGGCGCGCUCCGUCGAGCACUUCAAGAAGCUCAACAUCGGCAUGGAGAACAAGAUCAUGCAACUGCAGCGCAAGAUCGACGAGCAGAACAAAGACAACAAGGCCGUCAGCGAGCGUCUGAGCAGCCUGGAGAGCGCCUACACGGCCGAGAGCGAGAAGCUCCGGGCCGAGCUGACCCGCCUGCGCGGCGCCGAGGAGGAGGCGCGAAACAAUGCCAACCGCAUCACCUCCCUGCUGGAGGAGCUGGCCAAACUGCGGAAGGAGCUGCAGAGCACCCAGAGCGAGAAGAAGCUGAUCGAGGACCAGGCCGAGAGUUACCGCAACAAGAUGGAGCAGAUGGUGGCUGAACUGAAGGACCAGAACAACCUGCUGAAGAGCGAGAAGGACGAUCUGAACCGACUGAUCCAGGAACAGGGCCAGCAGAUCACAGAGAGAAUGGCCAAGGCCCUGCAGGAAGAGACCAAAAAGCUGGAGAGUGACCUGAACGAGGAGCGCGCACGCUACCAGAACCUUCUGGGCGAGCACCUGCGGCUCGAGGAGCGCUACGACGACCUGAAGGAGGAGAUGACCCUCACGCUGGAUGUCCCCAAACCGGGCCACAGGAGGACCGACUCCACCCACAGCAGCAACGAAUCAGAGCACACCUACAACUCGGAGUUCCCUGAGUCCGAGGAAAGCUCCCACCGGGGAGAGGACGUCACCAAGGCCGCCUUGGACAUGUCUCUCUUCCUCAAGCUCCAGAAGAGGGUGACGGAGUUGGAGCAUGAGAAGCAGUCACUGCAGAAGGAGCUGGACGUCAGAGAGGAGCAGUUCCAGCUGGCCCGGGCCAGGGAUGAUGAGGAUCACAAGAGAGCGAGAGGGGCAGAGCUGGAGUACGAGUCUCUCAAGCGCCAGGAGCUGGAGUCCGAGAACAAGAAGCUGAAGCACGACCUGAACAAGAUGCGGCAGGCUCUGGCAGAGAAGGGCGGAGCCGGGGCAGGCGGCGGGCCCCCUUCGGCCUACAAGGCGCUCCUGGAACAGCUGAGCGCCUCCAACGAGGAGCUGGAGGUGCGAAAGGAGGAGGUGCUGAUCCUGCGGUCCCAGCUGGUCAGUCAGAAAGAGGCCAUGCACCACAAGGAUGAGAAGGAGACGAUGACGGAGCCCUCGCCAUACACGGAGGACGUGAAGAGGUUGAGCGCGGGUGAAGUUGCUCAAGCUUACGUAGGGCUCAAAGAGACCAACAGAUCACCCACGUUUUUGCAUAAGCCCCCUGAAGUGAAUGAACUCAUGAUUAGGCUAAGAUCCCCCACUCCAGACUACCAUCAGCUGAAUGAGGAUGGAGAGUUAUGGCUGGCAUAUGAAGGGUUAAAGGAGACCAACAGGCUGUUGGAGUCCCAGAUGCAGGCUCAGAGGAGGUCCCACGACAGCGAGAUGGACGUUCUGCGGAGGGAGCUGCAGAGCAUGAAGGAGGAGAACAUCCGGCAGCAGCAGGUCCUGGCGCAGAACCUGCAGCUUCCCCUGGAGGCGCGCAUCGAGGCCAGCCUGCAGCACGAGAUCACGCGUCUCACCAACGAGAACCUGGACCUCCUGGGACAGAUGGAGAGGCAGGAGAAGGUCAUCCGCAAAUACAGGAAGCAGCUCAAGGUCUACUCCAAGAAGAUCGGAGAGCGAGAAGUGGGAGGUCAGAUGGAGAAUGUGUCACCUGGGCAGAUCGUGGACGAGCCUGUUCUUCCGGUCAACAUCCACCGCAAGGAGAAAGACUUCCAGGGCAUGCUGGAGUACAACAGGGAUGAUGAGCAGAGACUGGUGAAGAACCUGAUUCUAGAGCUGAAGCCGAGGGGCGUGGCUGUCAACUUCAUUCCUGGCCUGCCGGCCUACAUCCUCUUCAUGUGUCUGCGCCACGCCGACUACCUGAACGACGACCAGAAGGUGCGCUCGCUGCUCACCUCCACCAUCAACAGCGUCAAGAAGAUCCUGAAGAAAAGAGGGGACGACUUUGAAAUGGUCUCUUUCUGGCUGUCCAAUACCUGCCGCCUCAUGCACUGUCUGAAGCAGUACAGUGGAGAAGAGGCCUACAUGAAGCAUAACACGCCCAGGCAGAACGAGCACUGCCUGUCCAACUUUGACCUGACCGAGUACCAGCAGGUCCUGAGUGACCUGGCCAUCCAGAUCUACCAGCAGCUCAUCCGCUGCAUGGAGAGCAUCCUUCAGCCCAUGAUAGUGUCUGGCAUGCUUGAGCACGAGACCAUCCAGGGCGUGUCCGGGGUGAAGCCCACGGGCCUGCGCAAGAGGACGUCCAGCAUCGCGGACGAGGGCACCUACACGCUGGACUCCAUCCUGCGGCAGCUCACCUCCUUCCACUCCAUCAUGUGCCAGCACGGCGUCGACCCCGAGAUCAUCAAGCAGGCCGUCAAGCAGCAGUUCUACAUCAUCGGCGCCGUCACCCUCAACAACCUGCUGCUCCGCAAGGACAUGUGCUCCUGGAGCAAAGGGAUGCAGAUCAGGUACAACGUGAGCCAGCUGGAGGAGUGGCUGAGGGAUAAGAACCUGAUGAACUGCGGGGCCAAGGACAUGCUGGAGCCGCUCAUCCAGGCAGCGCAGCUCCUGCAGGUGAAGAAGAAGACGGACGAGGACGCCGAGGCCAUCUGCUCCAUGUGCAGCGGCCUCAGCACCGCGCAGAUUGUCAAGGUGCUCAACUUGUACACACCUGUGAACGAGUUUGAGGAAAGGGUUUCGUUAACGUUCAUUCAAACAAUCCAGAAUCUUUUACAAGACCGAAAGCAGUCACCCCAGCUACUGAUGGACACCAGAAUCAUCCACCCUGUCUUAUUCUCUUUCAACCCCUCCUCUCUGGUCCUGGACACCAUUCACAUCCCAAGCAGUCUGAACCUGGGCUUCCUUAGCCCUGUGUAGAGGCAGUUUGAAUCUGGGCUUUCUCGCACACAUGUAGAGGCAGUCUGGACUUUCUCAUACAUGUGUGGAGGCUGUCUGAACCUGAACCUGCUUUCUCACGUGUAGAGACAAUCCAGGCUUUCUCACACAUGUGUAGAGGCAGUCUGAACCUGGGCGUCCUUACACAUGUGUAGAGGCAGCCUGGACUCAGUCACUCAAAGCCAGCUUGUCUAAAUGCCAUGUACAGAGAGACGUUCACGCUAGCAUGCUUAGAAAGUAGUGCGCAGCCAGUAAUUAAGGUUCAGAGUACUUAGAAAUACCUGUCAGUAGUGUCCCCAGAACGAUCAGUAGUUCAGGUUUAGCAGUUAACAUGAACAGUGCAAAUAACUUCAUUUUUCCCCAGUCUGGGAUGAGAAUGUAAUGGUACACUGAAGCAAGGUCAGCAGAGAAGCUCUGUCUGUUUUGUUGCAUUUUUUCCUACCCUUUUCUGAGCUUGGCAGUGUUCUGAUGAGUACAUCACAAUACCCAAGGCCUGUACCAGUAUGGUGUACCGUACAGGUUAAUGUCAUUCAUUCACUUGAUUAAUCUUACCUGCCAUGAAACUGGAGUUUUCCAGAAAACAAAUGUACCCAGGGAUUGGUUGACUGAAAAGGA